AUGUUGAAAUGGGCUUGCAAGAAUGGAUGCCCCUGGGAUGAAAGGAUGUGUCAGUAUGCAGCUAGACCAGGGUGUCUAGAUAUUCUCAUUUGGGCCCGUGUGAAUGGAUUCCCAUGGAAUGCAAAUACAUGCGAGGCUGCUGCUGAAGGUGGGCAUCUUGAAUUCCUGAAGUGGGCAGUGGAGAAUGGGUGCCCUUGGAAUGCAAGGACCUGCGAGGCUGCUGCUGCAAGACAUGGCCACUUUGAAGUUCUCAAAUGGGCAGAGGGCAACGGAUGCCCUUGGAAUGAGGAUACAUGCAUGUGGGCUGCCAACAAUCAAAUGACAAAAUCUGCUGUGCAGGCAAAUCGCACCUGUUUAUUGCACCAUUCAGUAUUCAGCGUAGAAGACUCGACUACUUCUUUAGAACUUGGUUGCUCGUUGCAGCCUCUCUUUCAAAUUUCUAUGCUGUUUUGCUACGUUUCUUGUUUCCUUUGUGUCCGAGCAUCCUCUUUUUAUCAACUCCUGGCAGUGUCCGGAAACAGGCAAGACUCAGUAGUGAAAAUUUCAAUUUCGUGUUUUUAUAUUUCAGGCUUCACCAAUUUGUGA
Molecule: messenger RNA, 585 nt
Organism: Seminavis robusta
Lineage: Eukaryota; Bacillariophyta; Bacillariophyceae; Naviculales; Naviculaceae
Source: the annotation of a GenBank genome assembly